AUGGUUAAGUUUUAUCAGCAUGUUUUCAAUUAUGAUUACCAAUGGCAAAAUGUUACCCUAGCUUUCUGGUUGAGAUACCCUAAUCCAUUUGCUUCACAUGUGCUCGCUGUGGAUGUCUUGGAUCGCUAUGUUGAUGAAAAUGGCGUAUUAAAGACAACGAGACUCGUAUUGAAGAAGGGCAAGGCUCCCAAAUGGUUUCCUGAGAAUUUUCUCAAGAAUUCAGAGACAUUCAUCAUUGAAGAAUCAGAAGUUAAUCCAAAGAACAAGACCAUGAUUACUCGCACCAAGAACUUGAACCAUGUUCGCAUCAUGCAAGUGGAAGAGACUCAAAUCUUUAAGCAGCAUGAACAAAACAAAGACUGGACAGCUUGCAAGACAGAGGCUCGCAUUGUGUCAAAGUUUGGCUGGGGUAUGACUGGUCGCAUUGAGGGUUUCGGUCAAAGCACCUUCAUUGCAAACGCAGCAAAGGCUCGCAAGGGAAUGCAACACAUUUUACAAAUGAUUCGUGAAAAGCAAGCUGGCAGAGUUCCGUUCCUUGCUCCCGCCGCUCAACAAUAA
Molecule: messenger RNA, 558 nt
Organism: Mucor velutinosus
Lineage: Eukaryota; Fungi; Mucoromycota; Mucoromycetes; Mucorales; Mucoraceae
Exons: 5
Coding region: 1-558 (185 amino acids)
Biological process (GO): phospholipid transport
Cellular component (GO): mitochondrial intermembrane space
Molecular function (GO): phosphatidic acid transfer activity
Source: RefSeq, a predicted model, not a curated record